UCCACCUAUGAGACAAUACACCGAAGUACAAGGGUUUAAAAAAAAAAAAACAAAACAAAAAACCUGUAUGCCAUGCACCAGCUCUGUCAAGGGUCAGUUUUCUUACCUCAGUAGUUUCCUAGCCAGCUUCCCUCACUCUAGGCUCCCCUUUGUGUUUGGUGCCUAAUAUAGUAUUUUUCAUGUUGUGGGCAAAAUCACUGAAUUUUGUUGAAUUAUCUCCUAAUUUUAAGAUGUCAAAAAUCUCAAUAAUGAACUGUCAUAGAAGAAUUAGGGCAUUUAGUGUUUCAGUUCUCUGUGAUAGUAAAUUUUCUCCACCCCUAUCCUGACUUUCAAGAAAUUUUACACUCACUCCAGCCUUCAUUAUUCUUUUUCUUUAGAACAUUUUCAAUGUUUAUGGUUGGACCACACAAUUUUAGACUUUAUUGUAUCUUACGUUAUUCAUUAUUAUUUUAUUUUGCAUUAGUCUUAAAUCAGCUAAUAAAUCGUAAGCUCUUUGAGGGCAGUCUUUUAUGCUUAGUCAGCACAGAAUAGACCUUCAUUUUAUUGGUUUGGAAUCUUGAAAAUCAGAAUGUGGCUCAAAUUUUUAAAAUAAGGUGAAGGUAGAAGGUAUUUGGCUAGCAAGUGAGAGUAAGGGGGAUAGUCAUGGUUGGGGAAAAGGACAUUUUUCACAGAAUCCAUUUGAAUUUGUAAAGAUUUUGGUGGUCUGAUAAGCUUUUUCAAACAUGUUUGUAAAGCUGUUUUCUUUUUCUUUAGCCGUCCUAUGACAAUAGCUAGCAUCUACCUGUUUCCUGUUGUUGCUAGCCUGCUCCUCUGAGGACUGUGACCAUGACCCUGACAAAAGGCUCCUUCACCUAUUCCAGCGGGGAGGAAUAUCGUGGCGAAUGGAAGGAGGGCCGCAGGCACGGCAUUGGUCAACUGAUGUUUGCAGAUGGUGGCACCUACCUGGGUCAUUUUGAGAAUGGGCUCUUUAAUGGCUUCGGGGUGCUGACUUUCUCAGAUGGCUCAAGAUAUGAGGGGGAGUUUGCCCAAGGAAAGUUCAAUGGCGUAGGAGUUUUCAUUCGCCAUGACAACAUGACCUUUGAGGGAGAAUUCAAGAGUGGCAGAGUAGAUGGCUUUGGCCUGCUGACUUUUCCUGAUGGUUCUCAUGGAGUACCUCGAAAUGAAGGUCUGUUUGAGAAUAACAAGUUGCUAAGACGAGAAAAGUGCCCUGCAGUGAUCCAGCGGGCACAGAGGGCCUCAGAGUCUGCCCGGAACCUCCCAGCUUGACAGGGUAUCAUGGCUCUGUCGAGAGGAGUGAUUGGCCACCUCUGUUCAUUCAUUGCAGGUGAAGGAACAAACCAGACCCAAGAUUCUUUGAGUUAUGAACACCAAACAGUUGCCUUCUGACACAUCCCUUUGCCUGUCAAUCAAGAGUUAGAUUGUGGAGUGGAACUACUUACAAGCCUUCCUGCAGCUCUGACUUGACCAGGGAGCAGCUGAUUUCAGAUUUUGCCUUGGCCCUGCCCCUUGUUUGCUGCUGCUCAAACGAGCUGCCUUUUUCCAGCCCUGAGACUCUCCAUCCCUAAAUCCCUGCACCAUCCCCAGCCUUGCUGCCUUCUGCUCCAUCCUGGGUCCGUGGUCCCCUGGACUAUAUACCUGGUGCCCCACCUCCAUUUGGGGGAGGUGAUUAAAUAGCCAACCCUCAGCUGAGGUCCAUGCCUUGGACUUCCUGGGGGAGGGAGCCAGAAAGAAAGAAGGCAUGCAGCAGGCAUUUAAAAGACCAGGUUGGAGACUUUCUUACGUUACCUUCUUAUUUCAUUCUUGUUUGGAAUUAGGGCUCCAGGUCUGUCACAUGAACUGGCCAGGCUGAUGUUGAACUCCUCUUUCUCAGUCUUUGGGUGCUGCAAUGGGUCUAGACGGGACUCCUUCAUUUGUCCUUGACUUAACAGUGUAAAAACAAAAGGACUUUGUUUUUGUAUCUCAUCUUUAUGUACCUUUGUUGCUGUUCCGAUCUAGGUAAGAAGUGGUACCAAACUGUAAUUGUAAAACUUACAUGUAGAGCAGAGGACUGGGGCUUCCGGGGGCCCUACUAACAAUGUGAGAAGGCCAGGAUUGACCUAGGCUUCCUCAAGGUAAGAGGAACUAGCUCUUCCUUGGGGACCACCUGGCCAGACCACUACCAACUCCCUGCAAUUUAGACAAAGGGGGAUCAGUCGUAAAUUCAUUGAACUAAGACCUGUUGGGUGGCCUGCAUCCAGGUCAUCAUAACUCCCCACCAGCCUGGAGGCAGUAACUCCUCAUCAGCAUCCCACCGAACUCAUCCAGAGACUUCCCUUCGGACCCGGCCGCACCACUCCCCAUUAUUCUCACGUCGAAUGUUUCCUCUGCAGCUGAUUUUGGUGGAAAUACUAGCUGUGUGCCUCUCUUGUCUCUGGACUGUACUGUUGAAAUAAAGUGUUUAUAAGGAAUCCACUCAUCUCCAAAGCUGCUAGGACUUGGUUCUCUUGCAGUUUUUCUUAUUCUUUGUAGCUAGGUCUGGAUCAAUAUGAUCCCCUUUGCUGUUGCCAAGGGCCAAUAAUCAGUUGAGAUUCAAGGUACCCCUUAGUGAGCCUCUCGGCCUAGUUCCUUCCAGCUUACUUUGUGCUUCCCGCUGACCCUCUCACCUAGCCUUGGGACUAUUUAUGUUGUUCUCCUUCGUGCCAUCAUUGGGGCCUCUUUUAGGUGCAGAGACAGAGUGGACCUCAAAAACUGGCAUGGGGGCUAAGCUGGGG
This is a messenger RNA of Gracilinanus agilis (Agile Gracile Mouse Opossum), 2750 nucleotides long. RefSeq names its product MORN repeat containing 4 (gene MORN4). The record is from RefSeq and is a predicted model, not a curated record. Bases 826 to 1266 code for a protein of 146 amino acids. NCBI's taxonomy places the organism in Eukaryota, Metazoa, Chordata, Mammalia, Didelphimorphia, Didelphidae. The transcript has 4 exons.